AUGCUCCUCCAACAGGUUUUCUCUGAUGGCUUGCAGGGUGGUCGGCGCGACAAAGUGAGCCCUACAAGCUCAGUGUUUAAAGAGAAGUUCGGCACGGAAGCCCGAGCAGGAAGGAUCCGUGAGGAAGAAGGACAUAAGGAAGAAGAGGAUGAGGCAGCCAGUUCUGCACCUGUGGAACAAUCACCUCCAGAAAGUCGUGCAAGAGUGACAUUUGCAGACAGAAAGAGUCACCUCCUUGAACUCAGAUUGAACAGACGGAAAGGUGGACCUGAUAGGUUGACAUGGCCUUUGGGAGCUGCCCAAUGA
Durusdinium trenchii is the source of this 306-nucleotide messenger RNA. The record is from the annotation of a GenBank genome assembly. NCBI's taxonomy places the organism in Eukaryota, Dinophyceae, Suessiales, Symbiodiniaceae.